Molecule: messenger RNA, 510 nt
Organism: Closterium sp. Yama58-4
Lineage: Eukaryota; Viridiplantae; Streptophyta; Zygnematophyceae; Desmidiales; Closteriaceae
Source: the annotation of a GenBank genome assembly
AUGGUGCCGCGCGAUGACGCCAGCACCGACCAACAUGCGGCGCGCGGAGUGAACCGAACCAUGUGGUCGCAUGAGCUGGCCAUGCUGAAACAUGCUCAUAUCGUACUACUGCUGCUGUGUUCCUGUGGAGAGGCGUCCGCGGAGUUAAUCAAGCCUUCUCAGAAAGACGUGUUGGCGAAAAUCGUAGACGAGUGGGGCACGUUUGCAAGUGCUGUCUCAUGGCUCUACAACGCCGAAUGUCAAGAGAUGAGGGGCAUCGCUUGCACCGUCGACGGCUUUGUCACAUCCUUAGACUUAGCUGAUCAGGCUAUUAUGAAGCCUAUACCCAACGCCAUCAGUGGUCUCUCCUAUCUUCGAUCAAUCUCAAUAGUCAACUGCCAGGUGUCUGGCUCGCUGCCAUCCGCCCUCUUCACUCUGCGCCAUCUCACCAAGCUGGAUCUGAACCUCAACAGCAUCUCUGGCUCUGUUCCUGCUGACAUCAGCAAGCUGAGCAACCUGGAAUACCUGUGA